AUGGCCGAAGUCUACAAGUUGCCUGGUCAUAGAGUCGACGUCAAGCUCCGUGUCUUCGAUCAUGAGAUUCAUUGCCAUUCAUUGAUGCUGAAGCUUGGUUCGGCUUAUUUCAGAAGAUUCCUCGACUCAGCAGACAAAACCCCAGCUCCUGCGAAUGCAACUUUCAGAUACGAAUAUGUUACCAUUCAAGAUGCCCCUGAAGAUGUUCCAAGCCUUGAAGUCGCAUCCAAGGUUGAGGGCAGAGGUGAUAAGCCUGUCGACACUGAAUCCGAUCAUUGGUACAUUGCUGUUAAACAUUUGACUGAUUGUAUAUACGGGAAGUCCUUCACACUCGCCAGUUUCGAUGAUAUCAACUUUUUGGCCAAGGUUGCAGAUUUUUAUGGUGCGCUGCCAGUCGUUUCAAGGACAUUGGAUACAGUGUUUUUCCGAAGCCCGAACUUCAUCGAGCGAAUACCCGAGAAUGCUGGUUCUCUUUUGAAGAUUGCCUGCCAACUCAGAAAUCAAACUCUGUACAAGGAAUGCAUGAUUCAUGUUGCUGGUCGGUGGAAAAGCAACCCUUGCAUACCAGCAGAUGAUAUGGAUCUUCGUAUCCGAGUUCUCGUUGCAUAUGGAAGCGUUUGUGACAAGCUUGUCACAGCAAAUCAAAAUUUGAUCAGAUUGGUUGCAGAUGGGUAUAUGGAUAAAAAGGUCCAUGAAGAGCUACGUUCUAUGGCGCUCAACUAUAGCUGGUCGCUAGCCCUUUACUAUCGACAAUUUUACGAUAAACACUACAGUCAUGAUAUCGAUCAGGUUCUGACUAAAAUAUUGACUAGCAAUCUAAUCCUUGAUCCUUCUAAGCUUGGAGCAGGCCAAGGAAAGUUCCAAAAUUAUUUCCUUUGCGCGGAAAUCACAGACAAGGAACUCCCAUGGGAUAGGGAGGAAGAAGACUGGUAG
This is a messenger RNA of Botrytis sinoallii, 933 nucleotides long. RefSeq lists its product as uncharacterized. The transcript has 2 exons. The coding region runs from base 1 to 933 and encodes 310 amino acids. Lineage: Eukaryota; Fungi; Ascomycota; Leotiomycetes; Helotiales; Sclerotiniaceae. The record is from RefSeq and is a predicted model, not a curated record.